GCCUGGCCUGCGAGAACAGACAGAGAAAAAAAUAUCUUUCAAAAAUUUUACUUUUGGAGAGAAUUCCGAUAGACACAACCGUACAAAACAGUAUAAUGUUCUCCAGGGCAGGCUCCCAUGGAGCUCGAUCGACAAUAUGGAAGGCAGCAUUAGCCUCUAUAGCAUUAGGCGGUGCAGCAUACUACUAUAAUGAGCAUUCUCGGUCGCAUGGCAUUUUGGACAAUGGCCGGUACAUUCCACUUAAAGUCCACUCUCAAUGUCAAGUAACGCACGACACGUGGAAGCUUCGACUUGAAUUGAAGAAAAAACCUAGAUCAUUCCCUGUGCCGUCUUCAGUGUACAUCAAGGAUGAUAGUAUUCAAAUCAUGCGACCGUACACGCCCAUUAAUGACCCCUCGGUGGACGGUCACAUUGACCUGCUGGUGAAGCGAUAUGAACAGGGGUCGAUUUCCAAAAUGUUGUGUCGCUCGAAGCCUGGCGAGGAUGUAUUUGUGCGAGGACCCAUGGUGGAAUUCGAAUACCCUACAGCUGCCUAUAAACACGUUGCCAUGAUUGCUGGUGGAACAGGCAUCACCCCCAUGUAUCAGCUGAUACGACACAUUCUGUCAGAUCCCAAAGAGUGUCAAACUAAAAUGACCUUGAUCUACGCUAACAAGACGGAACAAGAUAUAUUAUUGCGAAACGAACUUGCAGACCUCGAGAAACAACACCCCGAUAGACUCGAUAUUCAUUAUACUUUAGAUCACCCAUCUGAUCAAUGGCGGGGAGAUCAUGGUUAUGUAUCGUUGGACAUGGUUCGCAAACAUUUACCAGUGCCUAGCACCAACGGCGCGCCCAAUACGGAUAUAUUUGUUUUUGUGUCCGGGCCGGAAGCAAUGUUACGACAUGUAAGUGGAGAUAGAGCGCGAGACUGGAGCCAAGGCAAGGUACAAGGACUGUUGAAAAUGAUGGGUUAUGACGAAAAUCAAGUGUGGAAGUUUUAGAAUAGAGUGAGCUCAUGUGAUAAACCAAGCAAGAAAGAGUGUGCACAAAGCGUAUAGAAUUUUUUGGGCUGGCUGGGUCGCAUGUGAAUAAUAA
This is a messenger RNA of Umbelopsis ramanniana AG, 1077 nucleotides long. RefSeq lists its product as uncharacterized. The record is from RefSeq and is a predicted model, not a curated record. NCBI's taxonomy places the organism in Eukaryota, Fungi, Mucoromycota, Umbelopsidomycetes, Umbelopsidales, Umbelopsidaceae. The transcript is spliced from 3 exons. Bases 96 to 983 code for a protein of 295 amino acids. Gene Ontology annotation, molecular function: cytochrome-b5 reductase activity, acting on NAD(P)H.